Messenger RNA from Acanthaster planci (crown-of-thorns starfish), 2789 nucleotides. RefSeq names its product aminoacyl tRNA synthase complex-interacting multifunctional protein 1-like. Gene Ontology annotation, molecular function: tRNA binding. Lineage: Eukaryota; Metazoa; Echinodermata; Asteroidea; Valvatida; Acanthasteridae. The record is from RefSeq and is a predicted model, not a curated record.
GGACCAGACUAUCUUGUCUUCCUCAGCACUUUGUCCUUUCGUGUUCAUGCACAUGUACUGUACAUGAUGUACACUUGUACGUGCCCGGUGUGAUGUGAGGCUUCGUCUUCAUCAUAACUUACUCUAAUUCCUGGCUUAUGUUUCUGCAUGUGAGUCACUGCGGCCGAUACAUUCGCUCAGUCAUGUCUAGGAAUUCGGCAAUAGUGGCACGCCUGGAGCAGCGGGCACAAGAGGCCGAUCGCAUCAUUUCACACCUCAGAAGCCAGCUCAAGGACCUGAAGAAUGCCACUGUGUCCAACAAUGGUGGUAGGGAAGUUAGUCGUCUGCAAGCUGAAAACGCACAGCUGCAAGCUGAGGUCGAAAGAGCGCUAAAAAGACUGGUUGCCUUGGAGACCAGCCAUGGCGUUAUCCAGAUCCCGUAUCCGAGGCCCCUUACAAGCCAAGCAGGUAAUCAACAGGGGUCAGAGGUCAGUGUUCAGAAGCCUGACCCAGUAGCCCCAGAUACAACUGAGGCCGCAGAGAAGGCCAAGCCAGCCCCAAAGAAAGCCAAGAUUGAGAAGAAAGCCGAUCAGAAAGAGAAGAAAGUGGGUGGUCCAAGUAUGCCCACUGAAGAGCCCAGCAUCACCCAGGUGGAUCUGCGCAUUGGCCGCAUCGUGGACGUCAAGAAACAUCCUGAUGCUGACACGCUGUACUUGGAGCAGAUAGACAUCGGGGAGGGGAGUCCUAGGACCGUGGUUUCAGGACUUGUCAAGCAUGUCCCCAUGGAGGAGAUGCAAGAUCGUCUGGUAAUAAUGUGCUGUAAUCUCAAGCCGGCCAAGAUGCGGGGGGUGCUGAGCCAGGCCAUGGUCAUGUGUGCCGCUACGGACGACAAAGUAGAGAUUCUCCUCCCACCAGAGGGGGUGGUCCCAGGCGAUAGGGUCAGCUGCGACGGGUAUGCAUUGGGUGAUGACUUUCCCCCACAGAUGAAUCCCAAGAAGAAGAUCUUUGAGCAGAUCAAGCCCCACCUCAAGACAGAUGCCAAUAAGGUUGCCUGCUACAAGGGUUCACCCUUUAAAGUGGAAGGCAAGGGGCUGUGUGUGGCACCGACCCUGGCUGAUGCCAACGUGCGAUAGAACCUGACGUCCCAACCUUGGGACCUCAUAUCGGGUGCCUAGAACCUCACAUCAUCAGCCUGGAGCCUCUCGCUAUACAAGCUAGUAUGGUACCUCACAUGUGAAGCUUAGCUCUAUAGAAACUCAUAUCUUAAGCCUAUAACCUUGUGUCAUAAGCCUGGAAUGUCACAUCAUCAGCUUAUAGAACCUCACAUUACUAGCUUGGAACCUCACAUCGUAAACCUAGAACAUCACUAUAAAAGCACACAAUAUCUCAACGCCCCACUCCAUUUUAUUUCAUGUUCAUCCAAAUAGCUUCAAAAGUAAUGUUCAGAGAAACAUUCAGGUCAAAACAACACUUUUAUUGAGGGGUGUAAAGGGACAAAAACUGAGCAUGAAGGUCUCAGAACCAAGACUACGGAUCUGCCUUUGAGAUUACCAUGUGUUCAUCUUGUGGUCCUAAAUGUAAAGAUGACACAGAAACGCCAAUUCCAGUGUUUUUCUCCAGUGUAGUUUGCCUUCUUUUUCUUCUUGAUAGUCCUGCGUUAUCUAGGGUGGCAUUGAUUGCAUGGCAUACGUGGAUGUUCAAGUGUUCCGGGCUUUAUUUACAUGUAAAGUCAAAGUCCUUGUUUCCUCGGUGAAAGUCAAGGGUUCAUUUCUGGUCUUCAAGUGCAAGUACAUGUAUAUAUACAUGUACUUAGAGACCAAAAAAGAGAAUGCUUGUUAUAAGAGUUACGCAUUUCUAGUGGCAUGUACCAUACGCCAAGUUAAUGCAAAGGGGUGAAUGACCGAUUUGUUUAUAAUGAAAUUUUGACAUAUUUGUUGUGUACAUGUUCUGUGCACAGAGCAUUACAGUAAAUCUUAUUGCACUGUGUUACUGACAUCAACCAGCUGUGUCAUAGACAUGAUAGAAGUGUGUAUGACUCAUAGUACUCCCAUUUGGAUUCUUAUACACCUCUUGGAUAUGUCAGAGAAAAUCCAGACUCCAAUUCGUUGUGCCGAAAGUGAAGGUCUUGAACAAAGUGAAAUAUUCGUCCAGACAAAAUGUGAACCCUUACCUAGGUCAAAUACCAAAUUUUUUUUGGGGGGGGGCAAUAUUUACUGGCAGCCAAAAUAUUGGGAAAUUUUCUAUCUAUCCUUAUACUUGUGUGGCCUGUCUGAGGGAUAAGGCUACGUUUCAAGGCUUUUUAGACACUUUGGCAAGAGAAAUGAAAUCAACAUGGCCUGUUUUUCAUUAUCCCCCCCCCAUUUUGGGGGUCCCCCUCCACCAGGCAUCGCCCUUAUAAUAUUGAGUCUGACCCCUUGCUUGAUGUGCUACAUGUACAUGUAUGUGUGUUCAUGGGCAAUACUUCUGCAUUGACAUCAUCUUUUUUCAUUGCAGAGCAUUAUAGACCAUGCUUUAGGAAGUCCUGCCCUUGGAGAACAGAUUUGCUUAGGAUGGAAUUUUCAGGUUCUUAACCUUAAAAAAAUUCAUUGACAAAAAUUUAUUGAAAAAAUUCUUGCUAUAAACGUUUUGGCGCUGUUAAUCUUUUCUUCAGACACUAUUUACCAUACUGAAAGUGCCUUUGAGGAUUUAUGCUAAUGGCCUCUAUCUUCAUGAGGAAAACGUCAUCCUGGGUUUAGAUGUGACCGCGACUGCGGUAUUUGAAUGAAUAAAUAUAAAACAAAAAUAUUUUUUCUAGUUCAUGAAUCCCUAAA